UUUUUUUUUUAAAUUUAUUUUCAAAUGUCUUCAUUCAGCUGUUUAUUUUAUUGAGUCUCUUAGUGUUUUAAUAUAUUGAUUUCAAGCAAAAAAUGUGCAAUAUUCAUUUAUUAUAUGUCCUUCCCAGUUGCGUUGCUUAUAUAAUCGAACAUCUUUUAUUUAUAAAAUGCAGAGGGUCGAUGAGCUGAGCUGAGCCGCGAACACAUGAACUUAUUCAGACAGAGUUUUAAAAACAUUUUAUGUAUAUAAUAUUUAACAAUAUGCACAUAAAGUUGAAAAAUUUAAGAAUGCGUGAUUUUAAACCAGGGUCCAUAAUUGCACUGUAAACUAUUCUGAUGCAAAAAUCUAUUCGAAUUUUGAUGACCCUUUGAAUCUUAGAAUAAAGUCUUAGAAAUAUUUAUUAACAUUAUUGUCAUUACUUCUAGAUAAUUCUCUAAAAUAGAUUUUCAAUUCUGCCCUAACAACAGAGAUAGAAUGAUAUCAUGUAGUUUAAACUAUAAUAUAGGGGUGAACAAGGAGAACUAGGCCGAUUAUAUGCAUUUUCCAUGCAGUAUGUAAACAUGCAAAUAAUAAAAAAAGAAACUGGGCUAAAAAGCUGGUGAACAAUUUUGAAAAAACUGAAAAAGUUUCACAGUGAAAUCCAAAAACCUGUGGAAAUGUGAAAUUUAACAAUCUUAUUUGUAUUUGAUGUUUCUAUAAAGUAGCUAUCUACAGGUUGUAUAACUGAAGAGUAUGGUUCUGUGUUCAACACCUGGGUCCGGAAAUUUCAAUGCUCAGCCUUUCCUGGAUAUCAGGGAUGGUGAUGAUGUCCAGAAUAAAUUAAAAUUUGAAUCCAACAAACCUAGAUCUCACGGGAGGGAGACAGAACAACAUAAAUCGGAGGUUUUGGAGGACCAAAAUCUUUCAGAGGCUGCGGGAAGACUGCUGGAGAAGCUGGAGGCUGAGCAAGAAAUGUUGGAUUUGUGGAGGAUGGGGGAGGAGGAUGAGGAAGAGGUUGAAAAAGAGACAGAUUUUCUACAGAGGGACAGUAAUUACGGUUCUUUUUACGACCAUUCCUUGCCACAUGAACUUCAAUAUCAAAGUCGUGAUCAACAACAUCUACCACCUCAUCGUCAAUAUCAUCAAGAUCAACAACAAUUCCAUCAUUAUCAUCAUCUUUAUCAAGAAUCUUUGCUUCUACAGUUUCAAAAUCCGCGGGAGCGAAAGAUUAGUGAAAAUCUGUUUAUUAUGGACGCAUAAAAAACUUACAAAAUUAAAAUUUUGAAAAUUUUUAUCUUUUUUUGAGACAAAUAAGCAUAAUCUUAAAAAUUAUAAUUUGUUGAUUACAGUUUUUCAAGAAUCUAAUUACAUUUAUAAUAAGUUUUAAUGAUAAAAAACAUAGUACAAAUAAAUUUUACACUUAAAAUCUGUUAUAGCUUAUCGUCUAAGUUUGAGAUCAGACAGUCAGUAAAAAUUUAUAAUAUCAGCUGAUUAUUAAUAAGUUCAUAUUUAUCUGGUUUGGAGAUUUGGCUGAUUU
Eurytemora carolleeae is the source of this 1516-nucleotide messenger RNA. RefSeq lists its product as uncharacterized. NCBI's taxonomy places the organism in Eukaryota, Metazoa, Arthropoda, Copepoda, Calanoida, Temoridae. The record is from RefSeq and is a predicted model, not a curated record. The coding region runs from base 733 to 1239 and encodes 168 amino acids. The transcript has 4 exons.